Messenger RNA from Ipomoea nil (Japanese morning glory), 555 nucleotides. Its product is annotated as pollen-specific leucine-rich repeat extensin-like protein 1. The record is from RefSeq and is a predicted model, not a curated record. The transcript has a single exon. NCBI's taxonomy places the organism in Eukaryota, Viridiplantae, Streptophyta, Magnoliopsida, Solanales, Convolvulaceae. The coding region runs from base 1 to 555 and encodes 184 amino acids.
AUGGAAGAGUCCUGCAUGGCAUCCAAGUGUCCCCCACAUAAACACUACGUGUCACCACCUCCUCUAUCCACAUGUCAAACCAGGCAAACCACCCCCUCCCUCCCCCAUUAUAUGCCCUCUCAAAUCCCCUCUGGUUUUCAACCUCCUUCAAUUCCCACUGCCAUGAAUAAAGCAGUUCCACUUCUCUAUCCAUCAAGAAACACAGCAACGAGACUACUUCCACUUCUGUCACUUAAUGCACUCAACAGAAACCGUCUAGCAACCAUGACCGGCGGCGCAUCGUCCGAUAAGCCCCCACCGGAGUUCCCCGCGGCGCCGCCUCCGGAUAAGGACCCAGAGUCGCCUGAAGCCCCUAGCGUCCCCGAUUCCGACCGGACUCCGUCGGAGAUCCCUUCUGACACGCAGCCACGGGAGAGUGUGCCGCGGCACGACCCUUACGUAGCCGGCCCCGAAUCGCCUAAUCCUCGGCAACAACAGAGCAGAGUGGUUCAGCCCCACGGCGCUAAAGUCCAGACUCCCAUCCCGCCGGAGCCGGAACAUGUAACCUCAGCUUAA